Messenger RNA from Penicillium crustosum, 681 nucleotides. RefSeq names its product LysM peptidoglycan-binding domain-containing protein. Lineage: Eukaryota; Fungi; Ascomycota; Eurotiomycetes; Eurotiales; Aspergillaceae. The coding region runs from base 1 to 681 and encodes 226 amino acids. The transcript has 2 exons. The record is from RefSeq and is a predicted model, not a curated record.
AUGGAUGAAGACGGCCUUACUUUGUUGUGUGUAGAUGACUGUCGGACUGAACUUGAGAGCUUGAGAUCGACCAUCUCCACAUCAUGUACCGGAACAGAAGAUGUCAUGAUAUAUCAAGAUGUUGUAUAUCCAGCAACAUUCAUGGUUGACAAUUUGCUCAAUACCUACGAUGUCAGCUGCUACAAGGAUGCUUCGUCUGGGACCUACUGUGACUUGAUCUUGGCCGAAUGGCGCAAUGAGACCAACACCACAGAUACUGCUCAUGACUGUGACGACUGCACUUUAGGACCUUUUAAGCUCCAGCUUGAGUCUGUCAUUGGAUAUGAUGAUGAUUGGGCCGAAGAUUUUGCUUCAAUGACUUCAAGCUGUGGUGCUACUGGCUAUGCUUGGACGUCGCCAAGUGCUUACUCAUUAAGCACUGUUGCCAGUACCACUACGGCAGCCAAUGCUACAUCCACGAGCGCAUCGGCGGCUCAGACCUGUGUAUCAACGUAUACAAUUCAGACCAAUGAUACCUGUAACUCCAUUGCAGCAAGUCAGAAUGUAUCAACCUAUAACUUGAUGAAAGCGAACUCCCUCACAAUUCUCUGCUCGAAUCUACCAGAAGUUAGAGAAACUUUGUGCAUCCCUCCAACCUGCAACACUGUAUCGGUCUUUCAAAGCGACUCAUGCGAUGAUUAA